This is a messenger RNA of Octopus bimaculoides (California two-spot octopus), 676 nucleotides long. RefSeq lists its product as uncharacterized. The record is from RefSeq and is a predicted model, not a curated record. NCBI's taxonomy places the organism in Eukaryota, Metazoa, Mollusca, Cephalopoda, Octopoda, Octopodidae.
UUUGCCAUAGGCCGGUUGAAGAGCAGAAAGGCACCAGGAAUCGAUGGCAUACAACCAGAGAUAUGGAAGCAUGGGGGUUCUGUCCUACAUGCUAAACUCCACGAGCUCCUCGUUGCAUGCUGGAAACAGGGUAAACUGUCACGAGAUCUCCGCGAUGCUGUCAUCAUUACACUACAAAAACAAAGGGGUAAAGUCAGAUUGCUCAAACUGUCGGGGGAUCACCUUGCCUUCCAGUGCAGGAAAAGUUCCAGCAAGACUACUCCUCAACAAACUCGUUCUGUCCAUCACUAAAAAUCAUCUCCCAGAAAGCCAAUGUGAUUUCAGAGCCAACAGGGGCGCAACAAAUAUGGUUUUCGUUCUCAGGCAGCUCCAAGAAAAGUACCGGAAGAAAAACAAAGUGCUCCCUGCAACAUUUGUCGAGCUGAUAAAAGCGUUCGACGCUGUGAGCAGAAAAGGUCUGUGGCAGAUCCUAGAUCAACUCGGCUGUCCCCCAAUUCCUAACCAUGAUCAUCCAGCUUCAGAAAGACCUACAAGGACAAGUCCACCUGAACAGCAACAUAUCAGAGCCAUUCCCCAUCAACAACGGUGUGAAGCAGGUCUAUGUCCUAGCACCAACUCUCUUCAGUAUCUUUUUCAGCAUGAUACUCAAGCAGGCCACUGCAGACCUCGAUGCUGA